AUGGUGAACCAGCUGGUCAUGGCGGCGGCCGCAGGGCUCGCCGGUUCAAGCGCCGUCGCGCCGGAGACUCUCCUUCCCCUGCCGCCCAUGGGCUUCAACAACUGGGCUCGCUUCACGACCAACAUCAGCGAGGCAAUCUUCGUCGACGCCGCCAAGGCCAUGGCCGAGACGGGUCUUCUCGCCGCCGGCUACAACCGCAUCAACCUCGACGACGCCUGGUCGACCAUGGACCGCGCCGCCAACGGCUCCAUGGUCUGGGAUGAUGCCAAGUUCCCCAAGGGCUUCUACUGGCUCACCGAGCACCUCAAGUCCAUGGGCUUCCUCCCGGGCAUCUACACGGACGCCGGACGCCGGUCCUGCGGCGGCUAUCCCGGCGCCCUCGACUACGAGCAGAUCGACCUCGACGACUUCACCCGCUGGGGGUUCGAGUACCUCAAGAUGGACGGCUGCAACAUGCCGGGCCGGGGCGAGGCCGUCUACCGCAGCAUCUACGGCCGCUGGAACAAGAUGCUCAGGGCGGCCGAGAAGCCGAUGAUUUUCUCCAACUCGGCACCGGCCUACUUCUCGGGCCGCGGCCUUGCCACCAACAACCUGACGAACUGGUACCUCGCCAUGGGCUGGGCGCAAAAGUUCGGCCAGCUCGCCCGCCACUCGGCCGACAUUGUCAACUACCCGAGCGGCAACGCGUGGGCGAGCAUGCAGUUCAACUACAACCAGCACGUCCGUCUGGCCCGCUACCAGAUCCCGGGGUUCUUCAACGACCCGGACUUUCUCCUCGUUGAUCAUCCCUCCUUCUCGCUCGAGGAAAAGAAGAGUCAGUUCGCGCUCUGGUGCGCCUUUUCGGCGCCCUUGAUCCUCAGCACCGAAAUGUCGGCCUUGAAGCGCGAGGAGAUUGCGUACCUCACCAACAAGCACCUGCUCGCCGUCAACCAGGACAGGCUCGUUCAGCAGGCGACGCUCGUGAGCCGCGACGGAGCGUGGGAUGUUCUCUCCAAGAGCCUCGAGAAUGGCGAUCGCGUCAUCGCCGUGCUCAACAAGGGCUCCACCAGCGGCAGCAUCACCGUCUCCUGGGAUCGCAUCGGCCUGUCCCCCGACGCUCUCCUCGCGGCGGAACAAGUCUUGGUCUCCGUCCAAGACCUGUGGACGGGCGAGUCGGUCGAUCUGCUCGCGACCGAAAGCAGAGGCGUCACGGCCGAGAACGUCCCUUCUCACGGGACGGCCGUCUUCCGACUCAAAAAGUCGGCCAGUGCCGUCACGCCGACGGGGCUCAUCUUCAACACCCGCAGCAUGAAGUGUCUCACCGACCAGGACGGCGAGUCGACCCAGGUCCGGUUCGCCACCUGCAACGGCUCCGACGGCCAAACAUGGCGCGUGCGCUCUGAUGGACACAUCCACAGUCUGCUGCGUCGCAACGAGUGCCUCGUCGACGUCGAGGGAGAGAUGUCAACGGACCGUGCCGGUUGCCAGUCGAACGCGUGGCGGUACGAGACGUCCGGAAACCUGAUCCACGGAGGAUCCGGCCGUUGCUUGACCGAGGGUGCCGACGGUCGCGCGACGGCUGCCGCGUGCGGCAUCGAGCGCAACGAGCAGGUCGUCGGGCUCCCCAUAGGCGUCACGGUUGUUGGCAAUUGA
Messenger RNA from Drechmeria coniospora, 1632 nucleotides. Its product is annotated as alpha-N-acetylgalactosaminidase. Bases 1 to 1632 code for a protein of 543 amino acids. The transcript has a single exon. Gene Ontology annotation, molecular function: hydrolase activity, hydrolyzing O-glycosyl compounds. NCBI's taxonomy places the organism in Eukaryota, Fungi, Ascomycota, Sordariomycetes, Hypocreales, Ophiocordycipitaceae. The record is from RefSeq and is a predicted model, not a curated record. Gene Ontology annotation, biological process: carbohydrate metabolic process.